Messenger RNA from Trichomycterus rosablanca, 2460 nucleotides. It is a transcript of the gene basp1, whose product is annotated as brain abundant, membrane attached signal protein 1. The record is from RefSeq and is a predicted model, not a curated record. The transcript is spliced from 2 exons. Bases 124 to 696 code for a protein of 190 amino acids. Lineage: Eukaryota; Metazoa; Chordata; Actinopteri; Siluriformes; Trichomycteridae.
UGGAGAUAGCCAGACUAACCACAGAUCCGCCGCGAGGCGCAACGGGAAAAGACGUGGAAAAGCCCGCACAUACUCCAAAAGGAUUUUCCAGGAAAGACUGCUGCAGUAGAAGGCCAAGGCACCAUGGGAGGGAAGCUGAGCAAAAAGAAGAAGGGAUACAAUGUAAAUGAUGAGAAGGCAAAAGAGAAGGACCCCAAAACAGAGGGAGCCUCAGCAGAGGAGAAUGACGCACCUAAAGACAACAAGGAGGAAGCGCCGGCUGCCAAGGAAACCACUGAGACAGCCAAUGAUACUGCAGUAGCCACCAAAGAAGCUAUGCCUGUUGCUGAUAACAAUGCAACUGUGGCAAAGGAAGAGGAGAAGAGUGAUGCCCCAGUGGCAAAGGAAGAGAAAUCAGGAUCUGGCACCAAAGUGGAACCUGCCAAGAGUCCAGAGGCCCCAUCCAUCAAGGCAGAAGAAAAACCUGCCUCUGCUCCAGCUCCAGCCGCUGAGAAAGAACCAGCAAAAGAUACCGCCCCAGCUUCUAAAGAGCCUGCACCAGCAAAGGAUUCUGCCUCUGCAACGGAGACCAAGGCAGACGUUGAGGCUAAAAAGACUGAAGCUCCAUCUACUAAAGGCACUGCUUCUGUGGAGCCUGUAACCACGGAAACCAGCCCUGCCCCGAGUAAGGAGCAGACAGUUGCUGUGCAGGAUUAAUGGACAGAGGCAAAUAACAGUAAAGAGAUACGUAAAUAAUGAAAAGCAAACAGAAAACCCAGAACAAAUUAAAAUUUUAUAAUAACCAACAUAAUAAUAUUGUUGACAAGAUUUUUAACAUCCCAGUCAUUUAAACUGAUGGUACCCAUGGAAGAUGUUAAAAAAUGUUUAAGCCUAUUUUACACAAGAGCCAGGAUGCUGGCCAUUUGGAACUGAGUACAUUUCACUCCAGUUAUUCUGUGUAGCCUACAUCCAGCUGCACUGCAUUGAUCAGGCACAUGUCAAUUGCAAAUUUGUGUUUUUUAUCUGAAAACACAACAAAAUUCUGUCAUCUUGCUAUACUGUGCAGCCUAGGACCAUAAUUAAAACAGUUUAAUAGUUAAUAGUUUGUUUUAACUUGCAUAACUUGCAUAAUAUAUAAUUAUAACACCAUCAGGAUCAUCGCUACAAAUUAAAUCUAGAGUCUGCUGAGCAGCUGGUAGUGUGGGGCACCUGGAAACCUGGGUCCAACACUCGACUUUAGUCUGCAUUGAAUUUUUUACUUGUUUCUCCCAUGUCUGUGUAGGUUUACUCCAGGUACUCUGGUUUCCAUCCUCCCUCCAAAAACUCCUCAUUACAAGUUAAUUAAGUGGCAUUUGGCUGGCACAGUGAUCUAGCCCAUGCUGCAAUCUAGCCCACUGCACUAGCCCACCACUGAGAUACUGAACAGGCCCAAUUGGCUGUGCCGAACAGAAGGCUGGUUAUAUUAGAUUGCAUUGCCGCUGUUGUUUGGCUUUCUUUGUGCAGUAUGGAUUUCUGUAAGACUUUAUCUGCCACUGCCAGGUAAAAUGAUGUAAAGGUUGUGCAUGAUAGUCUUAUCUUUCCUUAGAUAGUACAAGCGACAAGAGACUAGCAACAGGGGAAUUGGCAAUGAUCAAAUUGGGUAAGAUUAGAGGAAAAUUGCAAAAAAUGGAUUGGGAGCAUCAAAUUACCACUAGGCGUCAUUAAGAGAGUGGAAAUUUGGCUGUUGCCAUCUAAUAGACUGGCAUUUUGUUCUGGGUGUAUUCUCACUUUACAGACUAUAUUAACUUAAUAAUUGCAGAAAAAACACAAUUUGCAAACAUAUUUUAACUGUCAACAUCUGGUCACACCUGGUGUGAAUUACAAACAAAGCUAAACUUGGUACCGUUCAUGAUGUUACUUUUAGUGUAAAAUGGGCUUUAGAGUGAAGAUAAUUAGGAAUUGUCACUCUUAGAUGGACUAAAAUGUAUCUUUGCUUGUUGCUGGAAUGGUACCCCUUUAGGGGACAUAUUUUGGACCUUUUCCAAUGUAGUCAUUUUUAAUUCCUUAUGCAAUUACUCUGCUGCUUACAACACACCUUCACUGCAUAAGAGGAGAUGCUAAUAAUAUACUUUUUCAGCUCAAAAUGUACAAAGCAGAAGUACAAAAUAUGUACCCAUAGGGUACCACCAUAGUGACAGACAAAAAAAAGUACAUCUUAGUUUGCAUGUUUUGGAAAUUGGUAAGAUAAUAUAACAAGGUUAUAAUGAUAAUUUUUGGGGGUUAAUUGUCUCUGAGCAGCUUUCUGCGAUCAACCUAUUACAGAUAACAGUUGUUUACUGCUACUGAUUUCUUGUCAGAGUGAUUGUUACUUAUACUUGCCAAAUACCUGAAUCCUCCCCAAACUCAUAUUCUUUUAUGUCUCCCUCUCUAUUGUGAUCCCUCUCUCUCUCUGUCAACCAUUGAUGGUGGAAUUAAAUGAAAGUGUAAAACUGAUUCUUUGAA